AUGAAUCAAAAAUUAGAGCAACUUUUUCAAAAAAAGGUUCAAGGUGCAUCUAGUGGUAUCGGUUUAACGGUUGCAAAAAAACUCGCAGCAGCAGGUGCACAUGUACUUUUAGUGUCUCGUACUGAAGAAACAUUGAAAGAAGUUCAAGCUGAAAUUCAGGCUGAAGGUGGGCAGGCUGAUAUUUUCCCUUGCGACCUAAAUGAUAUGGAUGCUAUUGAUGAAGUGUCUAAACAAAUCAUUGCCUCUGUUGAUCAUAUUGAUAUUUUGAUCAAUAACGCAGGUCGCUCGAUUCGCCGCGCGGUACAUGAAUCUGUUGACCGUUUCCAUGAUUUUGAACGUACGAUGCAGCUGAAUUACUUUGGCGCAGUUCGUUUAGUUUUGAAUAUUUUACCGCAAAUGAUGGUUCGUAAAGACGGUCAAAUUAUCAAUAUCAGUUCAAUUGGUGUUUUGGCGAAUGCAACUCGCUUCUCUGCUUAUGUUGCAUCAAAAGCAGCAUUGGAUGCAUUUAGCCGUUGUUUAUCUGCGGAAGUACAUUCACAUAAAAUUGCGAUUACUUCAGUUUAUAUGCCUUUAGUCCGCACGCCGAUGAUUGCACCGACUAAAAUUUAUAAAUAUGUACCAACACUUUCGCCUGAACAAGCAGCAGAUUUAGUGGCAUAUGCGAUUGUGAAACGACCGAAGAAAGUUGCGACAAACUUAGGCCGUUUAGCUUCUAUUACUUAUUCGAUUGCGCCUGGAAUCAAUAACAAAUUAAUGUCAAUUGGCUUUAAUUUGUUCCCAAGUUCUACUGCGUCUGUGGGUGAGCCACAAAAAUUGAAUCUGGUACAAAGAGCAUAUGCACGUUUGUUCCCAGGUGAGCAUUGGUAA
Molecule: messenger RNA, 867 nt
Organism: Oppiella nova
Lineage: Eukaryota; Metazoa; Arthropoda; Arachnida; Sarcoptiformes; Oppiidae
Source: the annotation of a GenBank genome assembly